CAAAUAUCCCUUUCUUCUUAGUCCACCACGAUGUUGGUCCUCAAUAAUACUAAUGCUCAAUCUGUGACCUUCUUUCUGACGGGCAUCCCAGGGCUGAGAUCAGGCCAGGUCUGGAUCUCCAUUCCUUUUUGUCUCCUAUAUAUCAUUGCCCUCUCUGGAAACAGCAUGAUCUUGUUGGUGGUCCUCCGUGAGCACAGCCUUCAUGAGCCCAUGUAUUACUUCCUCGCCAUGCUUUCUACUACAGACCUGAGCUUGUCCCUGUGCACACUUUCCACAACCCUUGGUGUCCUCUGGUUUGAAGCCCGGGAGAUCAACUUAAAUGCCUGCAUUGCUCAGAUGUUCUUUCUGCAUGGCUUUACUUUCAUGGAGUCUGGGGUUCUGCUUGCCAUGGCCUUUGAUCGAUUUGUGGCCAUUUGUGACCCACUGAGAUAUACCACCAUUCUCACCAAUGCCAGGAUUGCCCUGAUUGGGAUGAUUGUUUUGAUAAAGAAUGUUGCUGUCAUGGUGCCAGUUGCACUAUUUGUCAAGAAGCUGUCUUUCUGCAAAUCUCUUGUUCUUUCACAUUCUUACUGCUACCAUGUUGAUGUCAUUCAGCUGUCAUGCACAGACAACAGAAUCAACAACAUCCUAGGUCUGUUUACAAUCUUCUUCACUGCAGGGUUUGAUUGCUGUUUUAUCUUACUCUCCUAUAUUCUGAUCAUCCGAUCUGUCCUCAGCAUUGCUUCCUCAGAGGAGCGACAGAAAGCCUUCAAUACCUGCAUAUCCCACAUCAGUGCUGUUGCUAUCUUCUACAUUCCUCUCAUCAGUUUGUCUCUUGUCCGCCGCUAUGGCCAUUCAGCACCUGCAUUUGUUCAUACCAUCAUGGCCAAUGUCUUCCUGCUCAUCCCUCCAGUUCUCAAUCCUAUAAUCUAUAGUGUGAAAACUAAGCAGAUUCGAAAGGCUAUUAUGAAGGUCUUAAUUCAGAGGAAAUGUCAAAUUUAA
Messenger RNA from Chinchilla lanigera (long-tailed chinchilla), 981 nucleotides. Its product is annotated as olfactory receptor 51F2. The coding region runs from base 31 to 981 and encodes 316 amino acids. Gene Ontology annotation, biological process: G protein-coupled receptor signaling pathway. The record is from RefSeq and is a predicted model, not a curated record. The transcript has a single exon. Gene Ontology annotation, cellular component: membrane. Gene Ontology annotation, molecular function: olfactory receptor activity; G protein-coupled receptor activity. NCBI's taxonomy places the organism in Eukaryota, Metazoa, Chordata, Mammalia, Rodentia, Chinchillidae.